UAUAUUUAUCAUUUAACAGGCUAAAGAACUGCAUCUUACAAGUAAAAGUGAAAUAAUAAUUAUUGUGAAAACACCAUCUGGGAAAAUGUCCACGUAUGCCACACCUUUCUUUGAAGAUCAUAUGCAGCGAUUCAUACAUUCUCCCCCCUCUAACGUUCUCAGCGCACCGCCCUGUGUUGUUACAACAACGUCGAUAUCCUCCUCUUCCUCUGUGACUACAAAUUGCUCAUCUUCAAACUCUACUGAACUUAUCUCCAACCCAAACCGUUCUUCUCCGUCUACACCUCCUAUACUAUCUUUAAAUGCACCCUCCCCACAACCUUCUUCUUCUGCCUCUCCCCCUCCUUCGUUUCCAUCUCCUCAACCUACUCUUGUACCCCCUAUCACUAACUCUAAAUUGGGAGAAAAGAAAAAGACAGCAGAUGGAUGUCAGCCGUCAAAGAAGAGAAAGACUGUAGCAUACAGGAACAAAUCCACCCAAACGGAAACAAUAAGUAAUAAAGUUCCGGAAACGUGCAAUGUGUGUUUGACCACACAGGAACGUGGACAAUGGGUUGGGUGUGACCGUACCCGAUGUGGAUAUUGGGUCCACGAUGAAUGCAUGGGGUUUUAUUUCUCCUCUAAAACUGUUGUUAAAAAAACUAAAUUUCUAUGUCCCAUGCACAGAUAA
Messenger RNA from Magallana angulata, 670 nucleotides. RefSeq names its product putative protein TPRXL. The transcript has 2 exons. The coding region runs from base 86 to 670 and encodes 194 amino acids. The record is from RefSeq and is a predicted model, not a curated record. NCBI's taxonomy places the organism in Eukaryota, Metazoa, Mollusca, Bivalvia, Ostreida, Ostreidae.